Molecule: messenger RNA, 1557 nt
Organism: Emiliania huxleyi CCMP1516
Lineage: Eukaryota; Haptophyta; Isochrysidales; Noelaerhabdaceae
Exons: 5
Coding region: 1-1281 (426 amino acids)
Source: RefSeq, a predicted model, not a curated record
AUGGGCGGCGGCUGGGAGGGCAGCGGCUUUGCUCCGGGGGGCGUGCCGGGAGACGCUGUUGCGGUGGCGGACGCGUCGACCUCGCCGCUGCGUCCUGGAGGGCAUGCGGAGGGCGAUGGCGCGCUCUCGGGGCUUGCUCCGGCCGGUACAGUGGGGCACGCGGGGGAGAUCUGGGCCGCCGCGGCCAAGAGGCCAGACGCCAGGCGGCCGGCGGCGCAGUCGCGGCUCAACUUUGGCGCAGCGCCGGCGCAGCAGCUGCAGCGGCCGGCCAUGAAUGAGCCAUUCCAAAUCGACUCAUCAGGCGCCUCGCCGGCGCGGUUGCUUGCGCGGAGAGGCGCGGAGGCCGGCUUCGCCCACGGCACAGUCGCGCACGGCACUGUUGCUCACGGCACAGUCGCGCACGGCACUGUUGCUCACGGCACUGUUGCCCACGGCACUGUUGCUCACGGCACGCAGGCAGAGUACGAGCGCGUCCGCCGGGCCGCUGCGUGGUGGGAGUGGGCCGUGCCCGUGGCGAGCCGCGAGCUGGACGUCUGCGGCGACCACACCACCGUCAAGGGCCUCUGCCUCGCCCUGUACGCGCGCGCCUUCGUCGGCACGCUGCAGCCGCUGCUGCGAACGGGCGCCGUCCUCUCCGCCGCGCUGGGCGGGCUGCUGGCGUGGUCCGAGCUGUGCCUGCUGCUGCAGUGGCUCGUCCGCAUCGGCGCCUUCCCGUGGCUCGCCGCCGUCGACGGCCCUGCCAACGAGCCCGACCCGCUCGGGCCUGUGCUGCUGCUGCACGCGCUGCUAGUCGCCGCGCAGGGCAGCGCCUCGCCGCUGCACGCGGUGCUGCUGCUGCUCUCGCCUCUGCUCUGGAUGCGCUUCUGCGUCGGCUGGGCGCUCCGCCGGAUGGCAGGCGGCUCGCUCUCUCUCCGGCGCGAGCCGCGGGGCAACGACUCUGGCGCCCUCCUCCUCGACGCGAGCACCAACUGCCGCCUCACGCUCGCCCUCUGCUUCAACUACGUCUGCCUGCUGCAGGCCACGCGGGACGUGGACCGCCACGGCGAGUGGUCGAGCUACAGCCGCUCGCCGUCCGCCUUCUUCUGCCUGUACGCCCACAAGGCGCAGCUGCCGCUCCUCGGCCGGCGGACGGACGACUUUUACCCGCCGCUCUGCCCCGUCCUCCUCCUGAUCACGGGCCUCUUCCUGGGCUGCAACGUGUACGAGCGCGUCCUCGCCUUCCUCGGCUUCCAGCCCUCCGGACCCGCGGAGCACCCGUCGGCGGCGACAGAGAGGGUGUGAGAGCUCCUGCCCCGGUGUCCGGUGACCGGAGCCGGGAGCUUUGGGUUCGCCCCGCCCCUCGCCGCUCGCGAGAAUCCCCGCGAGGCAAGGGUUACCUCCGACCUCUCUGAGUCCUCUGUGGAAUCUCCCUCAUACUCGGCUCUCUAAUGGUACUAUAGCUCUAGGACUUCUACGUGUACUCUACGUCAGGCAGUCGCGACUCACGAUGCAGAGAAUCGACUUCUGUCCAUGUUAUUCCUUGAAUUUGUUUGUUGAAUUUCAGUCGCGGUCCCAAUA